Diaporthe citri is the source of this 702-nucleotide messenger RNA. RefSeq lists its product as uncharacterized. NCBI's taxonomy places the organism in Eukaryota, Fungi, Ascomycota, Sordariomycetes, Diaporthales, Diaporthaceae. The transcript is spliced from 3 exons. The record is from RefSeq and is a predicted model, not a curated record. The coding region runs from base 1 to 702 and encodes 233 amino acids.
AUGAAGGCUGGACUCUUUCUCCUUGCCGCCGUGACCUCGGUCACAGCACACGCCACAUGGCAAGAGCUGUGGGUUGGGACGGAGGACAAAGCCUCGACCUGUGUGCGGACCGUCAAGGACAACUCUCCCAUCGCUGGCGUCACUGAUGCCGCGAUGGCCUGCGGCCGUAGCCCUGCAACCUCUUCCGGAAUCUGUGAGGUCAAAGCUGGCUCCAGCCUGACCGUCGAGAUGCAUCAGCAGCCUGGUGAUAGGUCGUGCAGCAACCCGGCAAUCGGAGGAAACCACUACGGCCCGGUGAUGGUGUACAUGGCCAAAGUCAGCGACGCCAAGACGGCCGACGGCUCACAGGCAAGCUUCUUCAAGGUUGCUGAGGAUGGAUACACUGGCACGACUGCUUCGUGGGGAACUGAGAUCCUCAACGCAAACUGUGGCAAGCGAGCCUUCACCGGUACGAUUCGCCUCCCCCGUUCAAACACGUCAGGAAACCCACGACUAACAAUCUACAAGUCCCUGCCAGCAUCGCACCCGGGAACUACCUGGUCCGAGCCGAAGCAAUUGCCCUCCACGCUGGCGCAGGAAACCCUCAACCCAGGCGUCAAGUUCCCCGGGGCGUACAAGACCAGCGACGCCUUGUUCUCGACCGCUAUAUACGACGCCAACUUCAAGUACACUAGUGUGGGCCCUGCCGUUUACACUGGUUGA